This is a messenger RNA of Melampsora larici-populina 98AG31, 3309 nucleotides long. RefSeq lists its product as uncharacterized. Gene Ontology annotation, cellular component: endoplasmic reticulum exit site; COPII vesicle coat. The transcript is spliced from 9 exons. Bases 1 to 2898 code for a protein of 965 amino acids. Gene Ontology annotation, biological process: intracellular protein transport; COPII-coated vesicle cargo loading; endoplasmic reticulum to Golgi vesicle-mediated transport. Gene Ontology annotation, molecular function: SNARE binding; zinc ion binding. The record is from RefSeq and is a predicted model, not a curated record. NCBI's taxonomy places the organism in Eukaryota, Fungi, Basidiomycota, Pucciniomycetes, Pucciniales, Melampsoraceae.
AUGUCUCAAAAUGUCGAUCCAGCUCCAGUGAAAGCUAAACGACCGGCUCGAGCUUAUCACCAAGAAUUCGGUUCAACCAGCUCAGCAGGGCCUGGAAUGAUGUCUUCGAACGCACCACCGGCUCCUUCAGGUUAUGGAGGUGUGGGUGUAGGAGCUACCUCUCCCAUGCCUCCACGUCCUCAGUUAGGAUCCCCUUCACUACCUCAAACUGGAUUUCCGAACCCACCAACUUAUCAGCAAAAUGCACCACUUCGACAUCCUGAUCGACCAGCGCACCUACAAAACUAUGAACAUCGACCUAUGUCUGCCUUACCACCUGGGCCUCCUCUCCAGCCUGAGUCUGCAAUUGCCCAACCUCCUCAUACUGCUGGUCAACGUCUCUCAGGACCUCGUAAUCGAAUCGAUCCUAAUCAAAUCCCAUCACCAGUAACAGUUCAAGAACAAGAUGGUCUAGCAUAUGAAAGUGAACCAUUUGUAACUUCGAGUGCGAUUGCAAGAUUAGCAGGUUUAUCAGGUUUAGUACCAGCUCAAGUACCAUUAAGUUUAACUGAUUAUGUUGCAGUAGAUGAUGGAAAUUGUUCACCAAGGUUUAUAAGAGCUACAACGUAUAGUAUACCACAUUCAGAUGAAUUAGCUAAUGCUGCACAAUUGCCAAUCGGUUUAAUGAUCCAACCAUUUGCAGAAUUAAAGUAUGAAGAAGGUGGUCAAGUACCUUUAGUAGAUUUUAGUCAAGGACCUGAAGGACCUCCUAGGUGUCAAGAUUGUAGAGGGUAUAUCAAUCCUUGGGUUCAAUUUAUUGAAGGUGGUCAAAAGUUUAUUUGUAACUUGUGUGGGAAAACAACCGAAGUUAGUUCAAGUUAUUUUUGUAAUUUAGAUAUGUCAGGACGAAGGAUGGAUUGUCAUCAAAGAGCCGAGUUAUGUAGAGGUUCAGUAGAUUUUAUAGUGAAUAAAGAUUAUUGGGUUCAAUCUGAUUCAUCAGAUAUAAACUUAAAACCAAGAAAACCAGAACCGAUGAUUCAUCUGUUUGCAAUUGAUGUAAGUUGGUCUUCAGGUAAAAGUGGAAUGUUGAAUCAAGUUACCAAAGGGAUCAAAGAUAUUUUGUAUCCUUCUGAUGAUAUCAAUGAAGGAGAUGAAGAAAGGUUUAGGAAUACUUUGGUUCCUGGUUCUAGGGUUGGAAUCAUCACUUUUGAUCGAACAGUUCAUUUCUAUAAUCUUAAAGCUGGAUUAGAACAAGCACAAAUGAUGGUAGUUUCAGAUUUAGAUGAUAUGUUUGUACCUUUAGGAUCAGAAGCUAUGUUGGUAGAUCCGAUCGAAUCUCGUUCGAUCAUUGAAGCUUUACUUGAUUUGAUUCCGGUCAUGUUUGGUGAAAAUCAAAUUAUUGAAUCUGCUUUAGGAGGACCUGUACAAGCUGCACUUAUGAGUCUGAAACGGUUAGGUGGACAAGUGAAUAUCUUUUUAACUUCUUUACCUACUAUUGGACCUGGUUCACUCAAACAACGUGAAGAUACUAAACUAUAUAAUACGGAUAAAGAAAAAACUCUAUUCUUACCGGCUGAUCCUUGGUAUCGACAAGUAGCUGAAGAAUGUUCAUUAGCUGGGAUUGGAAUCAAUACGUUUUUAUUCCCUUCUCAGUAUAUUGAUGUGGCUUCAAUUAGUGUGUUAUCCGGUAUUACUGGUGGUGAAGUGUUCUUUCAUCCUAGGUUUACACCUACUAGAGAUGGCUGUAAGGUUCUUGCUGAGCUUCGUCGUGUGUUAACACGAGAGACAGCUGUAAGUGUAACGAUGCGAAUCCGAUGUUCAAAUGGGAUCCGAAUUGCCGAACAUUUUGGUUCAUUCUUACAAAGGAAUGUCACCGAUUUAGAUUUUGGUAAUAUGGAUGCAGAUAAAGCGAUUGCAGCUAUUAUCAAACAUGAAGGAAAAUUAGAUGAAAAAUAUGAAGCCCAUUUUCAAUGUGCAUUACUUUAUACUUCUGCCAAUGGUGAACGUAGAGUUAGGUGUCAUAAUUUAGCACUUUCGGUGACUAGCGCUAUGGGGAAUGUGUUUAGAAGUGCUGAUAUGGAUGCUACUAUCGCUGUGGUUACUAAACAAUAUGUGGCCCAAGUCACUCAAAUCCCAUUAAGAGAUGUUAGAGCCACCUUAACAGACACAUGUGUGAAGAUCUUAUUAGCAUAUCGAAAGAAUUGUGCAUCAUCCACUUCACCAGGACAAUUAAUCUUACCAGAAUCAUAUAAAUUAUUUCCACUUUAUGCAUUAGGAUUAAUGAAGACUAAAGCGAUGAAAGGAGGUAAUGUUUCAUCAGAUGUAAGAACACAUUAUAUGAGAUAUUUGAAAUCGUUAGGUGUAGCUUCAACAGUCUUAAUGCUUUAUCCUAGAAUGGUACCCAUUCAUGCUUCAGAAGAUGAUGUGGGUGAGUUGAAAGGGAAUGGCAGGAUUAAGAUUGCUACACAGAUGAGAGCUAGUUAUCUUAGGAUGGAACCUCAUGGUGCUUAUUUACUUGAAAAUGGAGAUGUGAUGUUAUUAUGGUUAGGAUCAAGUGUAUCACCUAAGAUUAUAGAAGAUUUAUAUGGAGUGAAUUCAUUAGAAGAAUUAGAUCCACAACUUUCAUCUUUACCGAUCAGAGAGAAUCGAUUAUCAAACCAAGUUAGAAGGAUGAUCAAGUAUUUCGAAACUCAACGUGGUGGACGUCGGAAUUUACCAAUCUUGAUUGCUAGACAAAACGUAGAUGGAUCUGAAUUAGAGUUUGCUAAUAUGUUGGUUGAAGAUCAAAAUAAUGAUGCGAUGUCUUAUGUGGAUUAUUUAUGUUUUGUACAUAAACAAAUUCAAAUGGAUUUAUCAGGUGAAAGAAAAGAUGAGAGUAGUGGAAUUGAUCCUAGUGCGUUAUGGAGAGGAGCAUGGUGAUCAAAGAAUGAAAAAAAAACGGAAAAUAAAAGGUUCAUGGCUUUUUUCUGGAAAAAUAAGGGCAAGGGAAUUGAUCAGAAGAAGGAGGGAUUAGAUGGGGUUUUUUCUUUCUUUCUUUGCUUUGUGUUUUCGGUUUUUUUUUGGCUUUUGGCUUUUAGCUUUUCAAGUUUUGUUACUUUUUUUGAUUACUUUUUAUAGAGCAUUUUUUUUUGUUUUGGAGGUUGAGGAACUUGUGGUAAUGUGAAACCUAUAAAAGAAACUCAAGAAAGAACAAAAGAAAGAAAAGAAAGAUGAAAAGAUGUUUUUUUUUUGGUUUUAUGUCAUGUUUGUGGUUAUUUGAUAUUUCUGAUUUUUUAUUGUCUUAUGGUUGUUCAUUUUUUUGAUGGAAGUCUUUGGGAUAAUAUUUUUUUG